Molecule: messenger RNA, 3355 nt
Organism: Megalops cyprinoides (Indo-Pacific tarpon)
Lineage: Eukaryota; Metazoa; Chordata; Actinopteri; Elopiformes; Megalopidae
Gene: lpar6a
Product: lysophosphatidic acid receptor 6a
Exons: 1
Coding region: 983-2080 (365 amino acids)
Biological process (GO): phospholipase C-activating G protein-coupled receptor signaling pathway; positive regulation of Rho protein signal transduction
Cellular component (GO): membrane
Molecular function (GO): lysophosphatidic acid receptor activity
Source: RefSeq, a predicted model, not a curated record
GCAGCGAAUGGAGCAAGUCCCUGCUGCGGCAGCCCCUCUCUUUCUAAAUGAGUGAGCUGUACAAUGCCCCCGAGGCCGUUACAGAGACAGAGGCAGAGAGAGAGAGAGAGAGAGAGAGACGGAGAAGACGGGAGGCAGGAAACAGACCCUGAAGUAAAGUAGAGAGGCGCUCGCUGCUGUCAGUGAAGUGAAGAGGUCUGAAGUGAAACACGCGUCCUGUCUCGGCGCUAGAGAGAGAGAAAGAGAGAGAGAGAGAGGUAGUGAAAGACAAGCUUCUGACAAACAGUGCCUUUUUGAGUUCCAACGUAUUGGGAGCCACAACACUGCCUUGCCACAAAUCUUCAUAAUCAAAGGACAGCGCUGUGACGUCUGGAUCAUUUUCAAACACAAAGAGGAUUGCCAAAAAGCAACUAACUUUUAUAUUCAAACGAAAUUCAGAAAAUAAGAAGCCUUCAAGGGGAGAACUUACAAAAGUGGAAUUCAUUUAAACUGUAUGUUUGUGCUUCACUCCCUGUGGAUACAGAUAUUGCUUUUCGUUGGCUUCCACUUAUAAAAAAAGAGAAAAGGAGCAGGAAAAGGAGAGAGAUCAGUCUGACUGAGUAAGUAAAGUGUUCCUACUUCAACCUUUGGGCCGGUGUCCUGCGGGGUGACCAGGCGGAGGGCAGAGAACGGGGGAGGGGUGAAGGAAGCCAGAGCCUUCCUUCAAUCUCCUGGGCAGGAGUUUUCCAGUCAGAACUAUCCCCUGACAGGAUUCAGGACCCAUAAGACAGCAAUAUUAAAAUCUUUUGCAUGCUUGUCACUUUGCAAGAAAAGUCACCAUUGAUGGCAGUUGAUGGUGAAGGAUCCCUUAUAACAGAUGCUGAGGUUUUUCAGGAAUCAUUGGCUGCUUGAUUCAAUUGUCACACAUGCUGGAUUCAGGGCAGUUUUUCUCUAAAUCUGGGAUUUGACAACUACCCCAAGUUUCCCCUCAUUUCCUCUGAAGAUGUAUACUACCACCUUGUACAUGCCCAAUGUCACUUCAAUGGAAUACAAUGCCACUGUUGAAGGGGAGGAGGUGUGCACCAAGAAUGAUGGAUUCAAGUAUAUGCUGUACAGCACUGUAUUUAGCAUUGUGUUUGUGGUGGGGCUGCUCACCAAUGUGGCAGCCAUGUACAUUUUUUCCUGCUCGUUGAAACUGCGCAACGAAACCACCACCUACAUGAUGAACCUGGUGGUGUCGGACCUGCUCUUCGUCCUCACACUGCCAUUACGAGUCUUCUACUUCAUCAACGAGAACUGGCCCUUUGGCAGUCUGCUCUGCAAACUGUCCGCCUCGCUCUUCUACACCAACAUGUACGGCAGCAUCCUCUUUCUCACCUGCAUCAGCGUGGACCGCUUCCUGGCCAUCGUUUACCCCUUCCAGUCCAGGAUGGUGCGCACCAAACGAAACGCAAAGAUUGUGUGCUGCGCCGUGUGGGUGCUGGUUCUGGCCGGAAGCCUGCCCACGGGAUUCCUGCUGGAGACCACCUUCCCCAGGAGUGCGAACUCCACCCGCCAGUACUGCUUUGAGAACUUCUCCCCCAAGCAGUGGAAGUCCCACCUCUCCAAGGUGGUGGUCUUCAUCGAGACGGUAGGCUUCCUCAUCCCGCUGCUGCUCAACGUAUUCUGCUCUGUCAUGGUCCUGCAGACACUGCGCCGCCCUCGCACCCUCAACCGGGGCGGCCGGAUGAACAAAGGCAAGAUCCUGCGCAUGAUCGUGGUGCACCUCCUCAUCUUCUGCUUCUGCUUUAUCCCCUACAACGUCAACCUGGUGUUCUACGCCAUGGUCCGCACCAAGGCCCUCAAGGGCUGCAUGGCCGAGUCUGUGGUCAGGACAAUCUACCCCAUUGCCCUCUGCAUCGCCGUGUCCAACUGUUGCUUUGACCCCAUUGUCUACUACUUUACCUCUGAGACUAUCCAGAACUCCAUCAAGCGCAAAUCCCAGGUCAGUCGUUCCUACGACAUCAAGUUCUCUGAGGCCCUGCAGUCCGAGACCAGCUCCGCCUUCCACAGCCUGAGGACUCUAAAAACUAAGAUGUUCAGCAACGAGUCCACUGUGUGAGGUCAGCUCUGGAUAGACAGUACAGAGGUCACAUAACCCAUGGUUGUGUGUGUAAGAAAUUUCUAACCUCUACGAGGUUUGGGGGGCAGGAGUGGACUCCCAAAACACCAGUAAGAGGAGCAGCAGUGGGAUAUAUAUUCCAUCCACAGGGAGAGGGAAAAACCCCAUAUUUUCAUUGUCUGCUCCUUCUCAUCUGCAAAGUGGCAGUUUCAAUCAUAUUUUUGACCCUAUGGCAUGGGAUUCUGGUUCUUUUCAGUGGUCGAUUUACAACUGUCAUAUUGCAUCACCACGUGGAAUAUAGUUGUAUUUUGCACAACAAUUGUGCCUUGACAGUUAUACACUUUCAAACAAAAAAAAAACUAUUGGAAUGAAAUCGGAGCACUGGAGCUACUUGUGUACUGUGUAUAAGUGAAUGAAUCUCAAUUCUUUGUGUUCCAUGGUAAGUUGAUGUCCUGUGGUUGUGUCAAUUUCAGACAAUGAUUCUGUUCAAUUAAACUCAAUAUGUAAGACCAACCUAUAAUCUGCUUUAAUUGGGUUGUUUCAUGUUAUUCUGGACACUGGUCUGUGGUAAAGCAGUACUACCAAUGAGCUCUGUGCACUGUACAUACCUUCUGGAGCAGAGGACUGCUUAGCUGCUCAGGAAGGAGCCUUUUGUUUCAACAUUUGCAUUAUGGGCACUUUAUUUUACAUUACAUGCUGUACAAUGCACUGGCAUGCAAUAUGCAUAAAUAUUGCAUUGUUAAGUUAUUUUGAAAAUAAAGCCAAAGUAUCUUGCGUGUGUUCAGUUACGUUGAUAUACUGAAUCUGAAAUGAGUGAGCGGGUAUUAUUCAGGUUAUUAUUCAGAUGUGCAGAGGGGCUGUGUAAAAGCUGCAAAUGCAGUUUUUGCUGAUGUCUGGAACGGUUCAAGUAGUCAGCUGUUGUUUGUUCUAAUGACAUGCUAUUCUGAAUAUUGCAGAGGGUGUUGUGAGUAACUAGCAGUUACACUACUUGUUUUUGUGGUAUAGCUAUAUUCCACUGAUCACUGAUUUUGUUUGCAAUUUGUGUUUUACAUUUCUAUAUUUUAUUGUCACUCUACCCCAAGUGUAAUAUUUUGGUGAGAAGCAAAGGUCAUUUUAAGCAGUCAAAAUGUAACGGGCAAAAAUUUCAUGCAGUGUUGAAAGCAAUGUGCUUCAAACUUACCCUUGAAAACCAUGACAGACAUAGUCAUGAGUAUGUCAUGAGGGGCUAAGUACCCUCCAUAUUCAUUAUGCAUGAUCAGCAUUAAAGAAAGCAUU